AUUUACAAUUCUGCACGCAAUCCGGCACCAACACUCACUUCAUGACAGGAAUGUGGCCUGAAAAUGUAAACUUUUGGCUCAAACAUGAACAUGGAUACAUUAGGUAAACUUGCUGCUCCUGCCACAGCAAAGAUCCGGCAGCUUCAGAAGAUUGUUCAGGAUAUCAAGAAAAAUGACGGCAGCUUCCUGAAUAAACUAAAAAGGCUGACAAACAAACCAGUGCCCACCGUACCUGCGAGAGACUACAGAGAUGAGCACAGGGAAAGCGAUGACCAGUUGUCAGACAGUGAUUAUGACAAUGACACAUAUGAGGACCCGCGUGAUAAUGACAGCUACGAGCCUCCUCCAAGCCACAGAGUCUUCACCAAAACACCCGCUGCUUCCUUCCCAAGGGGGGAGUAUAUUGACAGCCCGCCCAGCCGACCGCCCAAGAAGCCCUUCAGACCAGCCAAGUUUAAAGAGCUGCCCCCUGAACCCACAAAUGCAGGAAGUGAUGAAGAAGACUACAUAAAUCCAGAUGGUGAUGACAACUAUGUAGAGCCUUCAGAGAAUCCUCCUGCCAUGCACAGCAGGAACAAAGCUGGAAGGAACCUUCCCAAGUUGCCAGAGCGGACCCCCAGUCCAGAUUUUUAUGAAGUUCCUGACAAAGAGGACAACUCUCCAGCUCAUCCAGCGAGCAGACUCUGUCCAACGCCAGCAAAACAGUCAUCAUCUUUACCACCAAAGCCCAGCCCCAGGGUGAACAUGAGGAAAUCUCCCACUCCUGUCCAGGAGCCCACAGAUGGAGAUGAAUAUGAAGUUUGCGAUCCAGAUGAUAGUCCUGGGCUGAGUCGUGCUCCACGUCUACCUAAACCUUUACCCAGAGAGAGGUCACCGAAACCACCUGUAGGACCGAGGCCAGAUUUAAAACCAAGGGACUUUGACAGCAAGACGCUGCCUUUGGCUCACACUGAACAGAAACCUCCUCCAAAAUCUUUUACACUCGACUUUCAGCGACCAAAAAUUCCCCUUCCACAGUUUACCUCCCAGAAGCCUCAUGAGAGAGCAAGUUUUUCCACUGAAAAUGACUCAACAGAUCAAGAUAAGGAUUCAGACAUCUAUAGGAAACCCUGGUAUGCCAGCUCGUGCGACCGAAAAACUGCUGAUGAUGCCUUGUUUCGCUUGAAUAAAGACGGAGCAUUUAUGGUGAGAAAGAGCUCCGGUCAUGACGCACAGCAGCCGUAUACAUUAGUGGUGUUUUACAAUGGCAGAGUGUACAACAUCCCAAUCCGCUAUAUACCAAGCAUCCAGCAGUAUGCUCUGGGAAGAGAGAAGAAAGGGGAAGAGCACUUCAGCAGCGUCUCCCACAUCAUUGAGAACCACCAGAGAAACCCCCUGGUGCUGAUUGACAGUCAGAGCAAUGCCAAGGACGCCGCCAAGCUGUGCUACCCUGUGAAGCCCUAGAUGACCCUCAGGGAUUCAAAACAUCGGUGUGACUGGAGAUGAGCACCUCGAUCCACUGUGUUUACUGUCAGACUUGCAGAGGUCACUGGGGUUGUUGCUCUGUCACUUAAAACGCAGGUGGGAAACACGCCUGAGUCCAGAUUGUUUCAAAAAAAAAGAAUGGGAGUCGCUGGAUGGAGGUGUGUAAGAGAACCUCGCCAACAUGGGAGCUUCCAUCGUGUUAGACAAAGGACUAUUUCAGUUGCUACCCUGGGGAGUGAUAUGACAACACAAUGCUACAUUGGUAAUGGACUGACUUCCACCAUAUUCCAGUUUUUUUUUGCCUUUCGGCCUAAUGCAGUAUCAAUACAAAUAAGCUUAGCUUACAAACUGUGGUGGGAAGUGGUCUGACAAUGUACACCACAUAUAAUUUUAUGUAUACAGUUUGGGCAAACUGACUACAAAGUAUCUGAUCAGCAUUCCUGCUUCUGUUGUCCACAACAAAGAUGAGAUUUUAUGAGCUGCUAAAAUCAUCAGUGAUGUGUCCUUACUUUAAACAGUGUCUACAGCUGGAGUCUGUUCUACAGGACGAACCAAUCAGGUUCACAAUAAGCCAUAGGAGCACACAGUGGGAUUUCUGUAACCAUGUGAGCCACACAGCAUAAGUUCAAACACAUCCUAACUUUUAAUCUGGGGGUAGGAUAUUGUGCAGGAGCAACAGCCCCAUUAUCUGAUGCUUUUUCUCCUCCGUCAAUGGUUGACUGUCAGCAGGACUGCUCGCCAUGCAGGGCUGAAGUAGCACAGACUCUGAAGACUUUGAAACUCGUGUUAUAUUAUGUUUUUUUUAUUUUAUUUUAAUGCUCAGUAAACAGUGUAGUAAAAUGAAUCAAGGAAUGAGACAGCUUUGCUGUAAGCAGAAGGAAGCAGGCGGACAGUUGGUUUAUGACAGCAAUACUUCAGGGAGCAAUUUAUACAUUGAUGUGUGUUUGGUUUAAUAAAACUUUUCUCGUGUGGUAUAUCUCAACUCAUACCUUCAGUCACAACAAAAUGCCACCAGGAACUAA
Archocentrus centrarchus (flier cichlid) is the source of this 2486-nucleotide messenger RNA. It is a transcript of the gene blnk, whose product is annotated as B cell linker. Bases 85 to 1443 code for a protein of 452 amino acids. Gene Ontology annotation, biological process: cell surface receptor protein tyrosine kinase signaling pathway; intracellular signal transduction. The transcript has 22 exons. NCBI's taxonomy places the organism in Eukaryota, Metazoa, Chordata, Actinopteri, Cichliformes, Cichlidae. The record is from RefSeq and is a predicted model, not a curated record.